Molecule: messenger RNA, 4924 nt
Organism: Scophthalmus maximus (turbot)
Lineage: Eukaryota; Metazoa; Chordata; Actinopteri; Pleuronectiformes; Scophthalmidae
Gene: ptprc
Product: protein tyrosine phosphatase receptor type C
Exons: 31
Coding region: 243-4151 (1302 amino acids)
Biological process (GO): negative regulation of protein kinase activity; protein dephosphorylation; positive regulation of peptidyl-tyrosine phosphorylation
Molecular function (GO): protein binding; protein tyrosine phosphatase activity
Source: RefSeq, a predicted model, not a curated record
CCCCUUCUGGUGUGACAUCACUCGCACUUGCUCGACUUGAAACCAGAAACGAGGUCUUGGGUUUGGGGAACAAGUCCAGGAAGCUGCGCCGACUGAUAAGACAGAAACAUAUGAGGCGUAAAAUAGGGACGACGCUUUGAAUAUUUUCUCUCUUAGAACAACCGUGUUGAGAAAUUUGAAAUACAGGUCCACGCCAGGACUGUGCUGUAUGGUUGUGGCAGUACGCAGCCUAACUCCUGGACAUGGCAGGUCUCUGUGGUCUGAAGAUUCUGCUGCUCUGGGCUGGGAUCUUUGGUUUGGACAAAUGUGACACUCAGAACGUAAAUGACACUUCAGCCAACUCACCUCCACCCGACACAACAACCCAUAGUUCAGACAGCUCAUCUGUCUCCUCCUUACCUGCAAGCACUCAGGCAUCAAAUAUUGCCAUGACUUCGAACAGCUUGUCAUCUGCCCACAAACCUGCACCCACGCGGCCGACCCCCGCCUCAGUCUCCUCAAAUCAGACAGACAAUUCAACCCCCAUGACUGCCACUACUCCUACUACUCCUACUAUCUCACCUACAGUCACCCUGCUCAUCAACACCACGGCUAAUACCUCCCAAGUGCCUCAUUCAGACCCCCCUCUGCAGUGUACUUACGUUGUAAACCCCAUCAACGGUGGCAUCCAGGUUAACAUAACAAGCUCUGCAGUUAACUCUGUUGACGUCAUCAUUCGCUACAACGAAGAAGGCCAACCAGAGAUUAAAGAGCGAACCGUUCACUCCAAUCAAAGCUCAUCGCAUGAAAUCAAACAACUGAAGCCCCUCACUGUAUAUGAGCAUAGUGUGACAUUUGUUGAUACUGUUGGCAAAGACACACGCUGUAACAUCACUCAAAACAACACCAUGACAAUUAAAAUAAGUGACGCUGACAUCAGACUAAUCGACUGCUCAUCUAAACAUGUCUGCUUCCAAACUGAGUGGGACAUCAGCUCUCUUGAAACAACACAGAAAAAGACUCCAGACGGGAAAUGUGGCAGUUUUAAACAGGAUACGUUUUUCUGUAUCAAACCUGGUUAUGAAAGCAUUUGCUCAGAUUUCACCACAACCAUCAGAUCAGGCAGCUUUUCCGCGAACUACACCAAAAACAUCCCCCUCGGUUUUUUAAAUCCAGAUGAAAUAAAUCCGACUCUUACCAAGAGUCUUCCGCCAAAAAUAGAAACAAAUUUACCUUCAAACUGUAAAAACCUCACUGUUGAUUACACCUGUCAUGAACCUGGCCAAGUCAAUGGGUCCAAGAAGUUGUCCGAGCUGGAGCCGUUCACGGACUACAGUUGCAUCGGUCAGAUCAUGGACACGGACGGCACCAUCAGAGAAAAAACGAAUUCUCUUCACGUCAAGAUCGACUGCGAUCUUACAAUAUCAUUCCGAAGAAAUAUUGCAACCAAUACGUCCAUCGAGUUGACCUGGAACACAAUCAGUCAGAAUUGUGGAGACGUCGAUCGGGAUCUUCGGAAGCUUUCGUACGAAUGCAGACUCAUUCAACCUUCCGCCAUGUAUAAAGAGAUAACAGCAACCAAAGAGACGUCAGGAAAAUGUGAUUUUUCUGGACUGAAACCAUACACUGAUUACACCUUUGAAGUUCUACCCAUGUACAACAACAAGAAAGUUUCCUUUCCAACCUCACCUGAAACACUGAAAACUGAUGUUGGAGUACCAGAAAGUAUCACUAAACUGAAGCUGGCCGUUUCAGAACAUAAUGUGAUCAGAAUAAACUGUGUUCAUUCGAACUUUAAUGGACCUCACGGGGAGUACAUCGCUCAACUGAGUUAUGGUAGUUACAACCCGGCAAAGUUUAGGAGUCAAACUUGUGAGUUUGAAAUCAAGAACCUGCAGUACUCUACAAACUACACAGUGCAGAUGACUGCCCGCAACGAAAAAUUCGAGAGCAACCCCCAGACAGGCCAUAUAUCUACCAGAUAUAAUGACAAAGCUGUCAUCGGCUUCCUCGUCUUUCUCAUCAUCCUCACGUCUGUGGCUCUGUUUUUGGUCAUCUACAAGAUCUACGCUUUGAAGCGCAGGAAGUCCCAUGACAUGAAUGAGAACAUGAUGCUUAUUUCAACGGCACAUGAUGAGGAGAACCUGAUGCGCGUCGAGCCAAUCGCAGCGGAGGUCCUGCUGGAAUCCUACAAGAGGAAACUCGCUGAUGAAGGACGACUUUUCCUGGCUGAGUUUCAGAGCAUCCCCAGAAUUUUCUCCAGGCACUUGGUGAAAGAGGCCAAAAAUCCCUGCAACGUCCCCAAGAACCGCUACGUGGACAUCUUGCCAUAUGAUUAUAACCGAGUCCAGCUGACCACAGGAAAUGGCAAGGCAGGAUGUGACUACAUCAACGCCAGCUUCAUUGAUGGAUACAAGGAAGCCAAGAAGUACAUUGCAGCUCAAGGACCAAAGGAUGAGACCGUGAGUGACUUCUGGAGGAUGGUCUGGGAGCAGCAGUCAUCCAUUAUCGUCAUGGUAACACGCUGUGAAGAAGGAAACAGGGCCAAGUGUGCGCAGUACUGGCCGUCUCCGGAGCGGGAGACGGAGAUCUUUGAGGAGUUCAUAGUGAAACUGAACUCUGAGGGCCACUUUCCAGAUUACACCAUCCGCCAUCUCAGCCUAACAAACAAGAGGGAGAAGAGCUCAAACAGGGAGGUGACCCACAUCCAGUUCAUGAGCUGGCCCGACCACGGCGUCCCGGGGGAGGCUCACCUCCUCCUGAAACUGAGGCGGCGAGUCAACGCCUUCAAGAAUUUCUUCAGUGGCCCGAUCGUCAUCCACUGCAGUGCUGGAGUGGGAAGGACGGGUACCUACAUUGGCAUCGAUGCCAUGAUGGAGGGUCUGGAGGCAGAGGGCAGAGUGGACGUCUACGGCUACGUAGUCCAACUCCGCAGACAGAGAUGUCUCAUGGUUCAAGUGGAGGCCCAGUACAUCCUGAUCCACCAGGCUCUGGUGGAGCACAAUCAGUUUGGAGAGACUGAGGUCGCUCUGUCUGAGCUCCACAGCACGCUGAGCACGCUGAAAGAGAAAAGCCCCGACAGUGAAUGCACCCUGAUGGAGGACGAGUUUGAGAGACUCCCGACCUAUAGAAACUGGAGACAGUUCAACACAGGGCUCACAGAGGAAAACAAGGAGAAGAAUCGCUCUUCAUCGGUCAUCCCAUAUGACUACAACCGAGUGUUGCUGAGGCUCGACGAAGGAUGUGACAGUGACGCUGAUGAGGAGGACGAGGAAGAAUCCUCAGAUGAAGAGGAUGAGGAGUCCGCCAUAUACAUCAAUGCCUCCCACAUCAACGGAUACUGGGGCCCACGCGCCCUCAUCGCAGCACAGACUCCACUGCCGACCACCAUGGGCGACUUCUGGUUGAUGGUUUACCAGAAGAGAGCGUCCACCAUCGUCAUGCUCUCAGACGGCAGCGAGGGGGACAAGGAGUCUGACUCUGUGUAUUGGGACCAAGACAUGAAGACAUUUGGGGACUUUGAGGUGGAAGUUGCAAGCACAGACAUCACCCCAACUUUCGUCAGCCGCAACAUGCUGAUCCGUCACGUCAAGAGGAAAGAGAGUCGGCGGGUGCAACACUUCCAGUUCCUGAAGUGGGUGAACGGGGAGCUGCCGGAGACGCCUCAGGAUCUCACGGACAUGAUCAAGGAGAUCAAGGGCAGCGGUGGCAGCGGCAAAUCACAGACCAUCGUGGUCCACUGCAACGAUGGCUCGUCCCGUACGGGGCUCUUCUGUGCCCUGUGGAACGUGCUGGACAGCGCCAAGACUGAGAAGCUGGUGGAUGUUUUCCAGGUGGUGAAAACCGUACGCAAGGAGAGACAGAACGUGCUCUCCAGCCUGGAGCAGUACCAGUUCCUGUACGACACUGUGGACGGGGCCUUCCCGGUCCAGAACGGGGAAGUGAAAGCAGUCCAGGCCUCUGCUGCUGACUCCCUCGACAUUGUCAAUGAAACCAAAGCUGCUGAGCGGCCAGGGGCCACUGGCAGCAGCGACCAGCAAGGGGCGGCAGAGGGCUCCCGUGUGGCGGCUGACGGAGCCCAAAAGGAGGAGGCUGAAAAAGAGUCCAGCCGGCCCACACAGUCGAUGGAGGACACCAGCAUCAACGGGCCCAGUGUCCCUCUGGAGGUCUGAGGGCGGGGGCAGACAUGGCUGUGCCUCUUUCUGUGGGGAUAUGUGCUUCAGUUGAAUGCUUCCAUUUUAAUUUCUUCAAGAAUGUAUAAACAUUGUAAAGCUUUUAUACAAUUGUGGUUCGGAUUGAGACAUGUUUAAAAAGAAAGAAAGAAAAAAAAGAAGAUCAAAUGUUUUAUUGUCAAUUUCUAAAGAAAGAAAAGAUUCUAAUUUAUAAAUAUUUUAGUAGAUUUUGUGUAAGGAUGCAAAUAUACGGAAGCCGAGAACGGCCGUGCCUGCAAUUACAAUUGCAAGAGCCUUGUUAUCUCGAGAUAAUAAUUCGUUAUAACGAGAUAAUAACUCAUCAUUUGGAGAUAACGGUAUUAUAAAAAGAUCUGGAAGCACGACCGUUCUCGGCUUCCGUACAAAUAAUCUCUGGGAGCAACGUUUCUCUAGAAAUGCUGUCAUCAAACUAGCAGCCUCCAUACAAAUAAUCUCUGGGAGUAAAGUUUCUCUAGAAAUGCUGUCAUCAAACUAGCAGCCUUGGAUUUACUGCAUGUUGAGAGAUAUAAGAGCUACAUUUUUUAAAUAUGCAGAAGCUACAGUAGGUAAGUUGUUGUUUUAUAUCUCACUAUAACUGCAUUCAUAGUUGGAGUAAGUUUAAGUAUUGGUCUUCUUGCUAAAUAAACAGAUGCUACACUCUUCAUUUAUACAUUGGUAUUAUAAAAUAAUUAAGUUUAAAUUGUUCAUGCGACACUGCAAAAUGUGAUUAAAGGAGACUUACAAUAAGGAAAGUA